AUGUGUGUAGGGAAGUGUACUCGGAUUGUGGGCCCCUGCCUCUUGACAUUGGGUACGCUCUCCAUCACGGCCAACAUCCUCCUCCUCUUUCCUGGCUGGGCAUGGAAGUAUCUGGCAGAUGGGCACAUCACCAAGCAGGCUAAGGAGGUGCCAGGCAUCUGGGGAGGAGGAAUAACUGUGCUGCUGGCAGCGACUCACAUCACAGCUGUGGGGUGGCGAUGCGUCGGCUGCUCUGACUGCGGCACCCGUGGGAAUGUGUUCCUCUCCGCCGUGCUAUCGAAGCUGGUUCUGCUGGGCUCUGCUGCCUGCUUCAUUAUGUCUGGGGUGGGCCUGACCAAUGGGCCCCUCUGCCUGUACAACACCUCCAUCCAUGAGCAAGGCCAUGGGCCCCACUGGGGUUACCCCUUCUUGGACCCAAACAGCCAGACUUUUGACACCAGGAUCUCCAUAAAAGUUGAAAAUUAUCUAUAUGACCGGAGUCUCUGGAGCAUCUGCCUGGAGCCUGUGGGCGUUGUAACCUGGAACAUCUGCUUUUUCUCCAUCCUGCUGCUCAUCAGUGCUGCUGAGAUGGUGCUAGCCUCUCUUCAGAUCAUCAAUGGCUGCUUUGGGUGCCUCUGUGGCUUUUGUGAUGGGAAAUAG
Rhea pennata is the source of this 639-nucleotide messenger RNA. It is a transcript of the gene TM4SF19, whose product is annotated as transmembrane 4 L six family member 19. The transcript is spliced from 4 exons. The record is from RefSeq and is a predicted model, not a curated record. Gene Ontology annotation, cellular component: membrane. Bases 1 to 639 code for a protein of 212 amino acids. Lineage: Eukaryota; Metazoa; Chordata; Aves; Rheiformes; Rheidae.